AUGACCCUCGAACUUGUCAGCCAAUGUCACCGAGAGUGGAAGGACACUGGCAAAUGGAAGUCUCUGUAUUGCAACACUCAUUCUCUUAUUGACUACUAUGGUCAGGGAAGCAACUACAUUCGACUGAUGAACGUGAAAGAUAGGUCUGCUUAUAUACUGGGGUCUUGUGUAUCUGACCUUGCUGAUGUUUUAAGCGAAACGAACGGGGAUAAAUCUGUUGAACAGGUGAGUCGGAGACCUUUGAAGAAAAUGCCGAAGAAGGCCAAAUUCGAGUUGGCGGAAACGGAGAUCAGGGACCUUGGAGAGGAUAGUGCCGACAUUCUGGUAGAUUGUGGCUAUCUCGAUGGUUUGGCUGUGGAGGACAAUUUUUCAGUAAGCCUGAAGAGCUGGGUCCAGAUGGUGAUGAAGAAGGCGGAGAAAGCGGUGUACGUGAUUACUGUCGGCCACGAGCCUCUCAUUCGGGAGUUCAUCAGGUGGUCGACGGGCUGUAACUUCGAGAUUACAAUUUCGCCGGUACGGCUGCCUUUCAAUCCGGCUAGGGGAUCGGUUCCCGUGAUUAUUGAGAUCAACAAGGAGAAGACCAUUACAGUGGAAAGGUACCCGAACAUUCAGAUAUGUACCCAAGCUUUUACCAAGAGAGACAACCAGGAGUGUAGUAUUUUAAGAGUGCCUGCUUUAUUAAAAGAAUGGCGGAGGUUAUACUACCUCCAAAAUGUCGUACCGUCUCAUCACGCAGGUAGUCUAAGGCUCUUCGACAUUGUGGAGUCUAGCACGGGUGAGACUUAUUACAGUCUAUCUAUGUACGACCGAGUACUGGACAAAACCAGUCCGAAGAAGAAGAACCUCAAAGCAUGCGUAGCUGUCAUGGUCCCGCUAGCGGACGAGCAUCACUGGCUUUAUAGAACGCCGUCGGGACAUCAGAGACUCGCUGAAAAGGCUGGAACGCUCAGGGUACUUUGUGUUUUCCUACCCAAUUUCAAGCCGUUGAUGAAAUCGAGCGAUGAAGUUCCCGCGCAGGUUGUUGAACGCAUACGAAAAGAUAUUGGUUCUCAUUUAUUGUCUUUAAAUCCCAACCCCGCGACUCCCGUGCUCCUCAUGACCCAACAGGAAAGGUUCGAGGACGAACGAAAAUCGAUCGCCAUCAGCAGCACCGCUGACGGAGACGAACUCAUGGUUUAUGAUGUUGUUGUAGACCAACAAGAUGAAGAAUUUAAGGAGAAUCCGGACAAUGAUUCGAACGAGGUGAUCCCGCCUUCCCCAUCAGAGUAUACGCGACGGACUAUGAUCUUCUCCAGCAAUCCCCGUUGUGCUCAAACUGAACUCUGGUUCAAGGGGCCGUCUGACAACCCAGAGUUCAGAUACACUCAUGUAUGUCAUAGCUAUCAAAUCCCGAUAUUAAGAGUUGUCUGUGACUAUAUCGAACGACAGGGGCCUUCCACGGGUGCCAUUCUCGGUAUUGGCGGCGGCCUUAUGCCCAGCCUGUUCAACAAGGUGUUUGGCCGCAAAGUACACUUAGACUGCGUGGAUAUAGAAGCUGAGGUAGUAAAUAUGGCCAAAAAAGCGUUCGGCUACGAUGAUGCUCCAGAUUAUAGGAACACGGUGAUCCGAGAUGCCGUUGAUUAUAUCGCCGAGAAAUCCUUAUCUGAAGACAAGCUGGACUUUGUCGUCGUGGAUAUUAAUGGAACGUCCGGCGCCACACUUCCCCACCUGGAGAACGUCACGGGUCCUCAUAGGAAUUUCCUCACUUCUGAAUUUCUAUCCGCAGCGAGGAAAGCGGUGAAGGCUGAGGGGCUUGUGAUCCUGAAUGCUGUUUGUCAAGUUGUAUCCGCGAGAAAGCAGUUAGGGAGUUAUCUCAAGCCGAUGUUCCCAAAUGUAAUGGGGGUGGCUUACGGCGAUGAAUUAAAUGUUGUCUACGUUUGUUCGGCCAACAACUGGCAUAGCGGCGAGAAUCCCUUCAUUCAAAUACGAAAAAGGCUACUGGCUUCCGCUCAACGAUUCCCAGCUCUGGCGGAUGUUGUUACGGAUACCCCUCUCUAUUUGGGCGAGAGGUCACGCAUGCGCGCCAAUGUAAUUUCUUUUUGA
Messenger RNA from Gregarina niphandrodes, 2082 nucleotides. RefSeq names its product putative methyltransferase. Bases 1 to 2082 code for a protein of 693 amino acids. The record is from RefSeq and is a predicted model, not a curated record. The transcript has 4 exons. Lineage: Eukaryota; Apicomplexa; Conoidasida; Eugregarinorida; Gregarinidae.